ACAUUCAUUCAUAAACCAUAAACGAGAACACCAUCCCAAAUGGCAGAAGAAGUGAAGCUGAUUGGUUGCUGGGCUAGUCCUUUCACUCGCAGAAUAGAGCUAGCACUGAAACUAAAAGGGAUCAAGUAUGAAUACAUAGAGGAAGACCUCUCCAAUAAGAGUCCUUUGCUCCUUCACUAUAACCCAGUUCAUAAAAAAGUUCCUGUCCUCGUUCACAAUGGAAAACCAAUUGCAGAAUCUCUUGUCAUUCUUGAGUAUAUUGACGAGACCUGGACACACCACCCUUUCCUGCCUAAAGAACCUUAUCACAGAGCCACAGCUCGUUUCUGGGCAAAAUUCAUAGAUGAAAAGAUCUUUCAAACAGUAAUCAAGCUUCGUUCUGCGAUAGCAGAGGAGAAGGAGCAGUUGCUUGAAGAAUUUCAUCACCACCUCAAGUUACUGGAGAACGAGCUGGAAAUAAAGAAAAGGGAAUUCUUUGGAGGAUUGGCAAUUGGGUACCUAGACAUUGUGGCCUUUUUUGUAGGCCAUUGGUUUGAAGUAAGCCAAGAAGUUCUGGAAAUAGACCUGAUCACUGAAGAGAAACAUCCUCAUUUGUCCAAAUGGAUAGCAAAGCUUCGAAAGAAUGAUGUGGUCCAUGGAUGCCUGCCUCCAAAAGAAAAACAUAUUGCUUUUAUCAAAGCAAAAAUUGAAGCUGUCAAGUUUACUUCCAAAUAAUUAGAACCUGCUUCGUGGUUUUAUAUAUAUUUCUGGUACUUUAUGUAAUUUUCAAUAACUUUCUUUCUUUUGUUUUCUUUUUCCUGUUUUCUAUGUCGUUAUGCUAUAUCUUGUGCUAUGUUUCCUUGUGCUGGUUGUCUUCUGUGUGAUAAAUAAAAGCUUUGGUUUGUUUAAAUAGAUAACAAAGUUUCCAUGUA
Molecule: messenger RNA, 911 nt
Organism: Hevea brasiliensis (rubber tree)
Lineage: Eukaryota; Viridiplantae; Streptophyta; Magnoliopsida; Malpighiales; Euphorbiaceae
Product: glutathione S-transferase U7
Exons: 2
Coding region: 40-714 (224 amino acids)
Biological process (GO): glutathione metabolic process
Cellular component (GO): cytoplasm
Molecular function (GO): glutathione transferase activity
Source: RefSeq, a predicted model, not a curated record